Messenger RNA from Egretta garzetta (little egret), 2336 nucleotides. It is a transcript of the gene CEL, whose product is annotated as carboxyl ester lipase. Bases 586 to 2280 code for a protein of 564 amino acids. The transcript has 11 exons. Gene Ontology annotation, cellular component: synapse; cell surface; postsynaptic specialization membrane. Lineage: Eukaryota; Metazoa; Chordata; Aves; Pelecaniformes; Ardeidae. Gene Ontology annotation, biological process: modulation of chemical synaptic transmission; synaptic vesicle endocytosis; neuron cell-cell adhesion. Gene Ontology annotation, molecular function: triacylglycerol lipase activity; neurexin family protein binding; sterol ester esterase activity. The record is from RefSeq and is a predicted model, not a curated record.
UGAGCAUCAUUCUGGAUGUUUGGGAGCGAGUGCCGCCAUUUUCGUAACUGCUGACUAAUAAGCCUUGAAGGGUGCUCAACAAACUCUUUGGGUCCACAGAGCUUGGCCACUCAUUAGUCUGCCCUUACGGGCUGGGUUGUUACCACUCAGUCACAGCAAUAGAGGAUCUGCUGGCAUCUCCUGAGUGUUGUGCAUCCCUCAGUGUGUUAUGAGUACAAGGUUUCUCAUAUGUGGCCGAUAAUAUGCUCUAAUGUGUGGGUUAAUAUGAUUUCAGCUUCCUGCAUUCGUGUGAGGCUUCUCAAGGCUUCAGCUUUUUUUUUUUUUUUAUUUUCCCCGGUGUUUUGUUAGCCUGAGCUAUUUCCUUAGGUUUGGCCUCCAGCCCACAAAAGCAACAUCUGCAGGGCUCUCACACAGUGACGCCAGUCUACCUCAGCCAUGAUUUGGCCUCAGCUUACUGAAGGACAAGCGUGUAGAGGCUCCCCUGGUUUAUCUUAGGUGGGUCACGGCAUUGACACGCAGCUGCACUCCUAGCUAUAUAUAUGUACGCCUCCACCUGGGGACUGGCUCCUCAGGUGUGUGCUCACCAUGGCUCGCUGGGAGAUCCUGUGCUUUGCCUUGUGCUCCUACCUUGGGGUAGCGCGGGCUGCAACCCUGGGUGUGGUGAACACCGAAGGCGGUUUUGUGGAAGGCGAGAAUAAAAAACUGGGACUCUUUGGGGGUUACAUCGACAUCUUCAGAGGGAUCCCCUUUGCUGCUCCUCCAAAGACUCUGGAAGACCCCCAACCUCAUCCUGGCUGGGAUGGAACAUUGCAGGCAAAAAAAUUCAAAAAUCGCUGCAUCCAGAUGACGCUUGCACAAACGGAUGUCCGCGGGAGCGAGGACUGUCUCUAUCUGAACAUCUGGAUCCCUCAAGGGAAGAGACAGGUGUCUACCAACCUGCCAGUGAUGAUCUGGAUCUACGGCGGGGGCUUCCUUGUAGGAGGGAGCCAGGGAGCCAACUUCCUCAAUAACUACCUGUACGAUGGCGAGGAGAUUGCCGUGCGGGGCAAUGUGAUUGUGGUGACCGUCGGCUACCGCGUGGGGCCCCUGGGCUUCCUGAGCACAGGAGAUGCAAACAUGCCAGGGAACUACGGGCUGAAGGACCAGCACAUGGCUAUUGCCUGGGUGAAGAGGAAUAUCAAGGCCUUUGGGGGUGACCCAGAUAACAUCACCAUCUUUGGGGAAUCAGCCGGUGCCGCCAGUGUCUCCCUGCAGACGUUGACCCCAAAGAACAAGGGCCUGUUCAAGAGAGCCAUCAGCCAGAGCGGCGUCGGUCUCUGCAGCUGGGCCAUCCAGAGGGACCCGCUCACCUGGGCUAAAAAGCUUGGAGAAAAAGUGGGCUGCCCCACAGACAACACCACCACCUUGGCCAACUGCCUGCGCGUCUCCGACCCCAAAGCUGUGACGCUGGCCUACCACCUGCAGAUGAUCAACCUGCCCACUCCCCUGGUUCACACACUUGCCCUCACGCCUGUCAUCGAUGGAGACUUCCUCCCAGACAUGCCGGAGAACCUCUUUGCCAACGCUGCUGACAUUGACUACAUUGCUGGGGUCAAUAACAUGGAUGGACACAUCUUUGCUGGCAUUGAUUUACCUGCUAUCAACCGCCCGUUUGUGAAAAUCACUGCGGACGAGGUCUAUAAUUUGGUCAAAGGACUUACUGUGGACAGGGGUGAGCGUGGAGCCAACCUGACAUACAAUAUCUACACGCAAGUGUGGGGUGACAACCCAGACCAGGAGGUCAUGAAGAAAACAGUGGUGGAUCUGAUGACUGACUACAUCUUCCUGAUUCCCACACAGUGGGCACUGAGUCUGCAUGCGCGUAAUGCCCGGAACGCCAAGACAUACAGCUACUUGUUCUCGCAGCCAUCCCGAAUGCCCGUCUACCCAAGCUGGGUAGGGGCAGACCAUGCCGAUGACCUGCAGUACGUAUUUGGGAAGCCCUUUGCCACUCCCCUGGGCUACCUGCCCAAGCACAGGAAAGUCUCGUCUGCCAUGAUUGCUUACUGGACCAAUUUUGCCAGGACAGGUGAUCCCAACAAAGGCUACUCUGAGGUGCCUGUUACCUGGCCGCCCUACACCAACGAAAGCGGUUACUACCUGGAAAUCAACAACAAGAUAAAUCAGAACUCCGUGCAGCAGAAUUUGAAAGCCCGGUACGUGAACUUCUGGAAGUCGAACUAUCUGAAGCUGCCGCAGGUUGCCAACUUCUCCCUGACCGAGGAACUGCUGUGGAGCUAAGCAAAACCACCUUUAGAAGAUUGUCCCCAUUCAUUAAAGGCUUGCUUGUAACUGAG